ACUUCCGUGAGUAUGCGUCGAUUUCACUGAUCGUUUCGUUUCUUUGAGCAUUUCCCUUUUGUCGCCGUUUCCGUACUCGCGAAGUCGUGAUCUCCUCGGAUCCGACAUUGUGCAGAAUUUUGUGAUUAAACACUUCCUUUUCGAACCAAGUUUGAGAUUUUAGGGUUUAUGAGCUGGAUUAUUACCUUUUGGGUUCCUCAGUUCCCUCGAUAUGUCGGUGCAAAAAUUCAUGGUUUAUUUUGCCUGUUUGCUGUGAAAGUUUAGCCUUGAGCAAUUGGAUCGCGCCUGCACGCAAAUAUAUCAGUUCCAAUAUUAGAUUAUAAGCCUAUGGAUUGGCAAGGUCAGAAGCUCUCGGAGAAGACCAUGGAGAUCAUGCUCAUUGCAUUUGCGGCCAUGGCCUUUGCUGUUGGCUAUGCUGUCGGAUCGUUCCAAAUGAUGCUUUUUAUAUACGCCGGUGGAAUCAUCUUGACCGCGUUGGUUACACUCCCCAGUUGGCCGUUCUUCAAUCGCCACCCCUUGGUUUGGUUGGAUCCAAGCGAGGCUGAACGCAAUCCGAAGCCACAAGUUGUGCCGUCGAAGAAGCACGGAGCUAAGCAACGCCAGAAGUAGGAUCAUGUCACAGGUCUGACCGUCAUGUUAGAUUUCUUUACGUUAUGUUUUGGACUUUGAUGAGUUUAAUUUGUUGAUGGGAAAAUAAAUGAUUGCUAUGUUGAAUGUAUGUCAGCUUGAAGUGGUUGCUAAAUCUUUGCAUGAGGUGCAUUUUGGUUUUAUAUAUUUAUU
This is a messenger RNA of Asparagus officinalis (garden asparagus), 780 nucleotides long. RefSeq names its product probable signal peptidase complex subunit 1. NCBI's taxonomy places the organism in Eukaryota, Viridiplantae, Streptophyta, Magnoliopsida, Asparagales, Asparagaceae. Bases 328 to 609 code for a protein of 93 amino acids. Gene Ontology annotation, cellular component: endoplasmic reticulum membrane; signal peptidase complex. The transcript has 4 exons. Gene Ontology annotation, biological process: protein targeting to ER. The record is from RefSeq and is a predicted model, not a curated record.